AUGUCACAGCCCGCACAGAAACCCACUCAUACUCGCAACCCCCAAGAUUCCAUGGUAUCAACCUGGCGUCAUGACCAGUCCCAAUGGACCUUCUGGCACUGGAUGAUCGAACUUCUGGGCCUCCACCUCAUAGAUUUAGACAGACCAGUGCCAAUCUUCUCUGAGAGUGACAAAAUUCCCGCAGUACGCGAAUGGACUCUUCACCUCUGGAUCCUCCUCCACGCCUCCAUCCCUCUGGUUCUCCACCACAUCUACGUCUCCUACACAAACUCAACCCUCAACCUCCUAGCCACAUUCGCCCUAUAUUCCACCGCAUUCAAACUAAAUGGAAUCCACGAAAUGCACAUAAUGCGUCGUCUAGGACAGAUAUACGGCUUCCUAGACGGUGACAAGCACCCACGAGACGAAAUCCCAAAUAUAGGCGUUGGGAAAGUCAUCCGAGAACUAAUCUCCACCUCGACUUUUCGAAUCAUCAUGGCUAUCUACCUAACCUAUACGCCUACUCUUUCACCAUCUUCCUUAAGUUGGAAAUGUUUACCCCUUGAGAUAGGGCUGUACAGUAUUACAGUUGAUUUCUGGUUCUACUGGUACCACCGUCUUAUGCAUUCUACAAACUCGUUAUGGAAAUUCCACCGAAGACACCAUCUGACCAAACAUCCAAACCCCUUACUCUCGGCCUACGCGGAUCAUGAACAGGAGUUUAUGGAUAUUACAGGUAUCCCACUUCUAGCGUAUACGACUUUGAAGGUUCUUGGGUUACCGAUGGGAUUCUAUGAGUGGUGGAUUUGUUUUCAGUAUAUUGCUUUUUCAGAAUUUAUUGGUCAUAGUGGACUUAGGAUUCAUGGUGGUGCGCCUUCAACACUGAAUUGGGUGUUAGAGUUCUUUGAUGCGGAGUUGGUUAUUGAGGAUCAUGAUUUACAUCAUCGAUAUGGAUGGAGGAAGAGUCAUAAUUAUGGGAAACAGACUAGAUUGUGGGAUCGGGUUUUUGGGACUUGUCAUCAAAGAAUUGAGAGUGUCAAGGAGAAUGUGGAUUAUAAGAAUCGGGUUACUAUGCCGAUUUUUUGA
Molecule: messenger RNA, 1065 nt
Organism: Penicillium malachiteum
Lineage: Eukaryota; Fungi; Ascomycota; Eurotiomycetes; Eurotiales; Aspergillaceae
Product: sterol desaturase family protein
Exons: 1
Coding region: 1-1065 (354 amino acids)
Biological process (GO): ergosterol biosynthetic process
Molecular function (GO): iron ion binding; C-4 methylsterol oxidase activity
Source: RefSeq, a predicted model, not a curated record